AUGGCACAGCGCUGGUCCAUGGCACCACUUCCUGAGCACACAGUACACGAAUUGGAUGUGCCUGCAAUGCGUCAGAAAGUCAAAGAGAUGAUGCUGCAUGCCUGGAGCAACUACCAUCGAUAUGCUUGGGGCUCGAAUGAGCUUUGCCCGUUAACGCGGCGUGGCUGCCGGGGCAGCGUGUUCGGCACCCACAGCUUUGGUGCCACAAUUAUCGAAGCUUUGGACACCCUGCACAUAAUGGGCUUAAAGAAGGAGUAUCAGCAGAGUCGUGAUUGGAUCGAGGCAAACUUUUCUAUGGAAAAUGUUAGCGCUGCGCUUCCUGUCUUCGAGCUAACUUCACGGCUGCUGGGCUCCAUGCUAUCGUUAUACUCAUUAACCGGAGAAAUUUUGUACAGGAACAAGGCGCUGCAGAUUGCUGACAAGAUAAUGCCAGCUUUCGAUACACCCACGGGGAUACCCAAGUCCAUAAUAAACCUCAAGCACGGGCACGCACAAUCAAGUAAUGACAUUUCAAAGUUUGGAGCACUGCACUUGGAGUUUUCGUAUCUCAGCGACAUCACUGGCAACCAAGUCUACAGAGAGCGAGUGCAGCGAAUCCGCAAGAUGCUGGGGACCAUGACAAAGCCGAAUGGAUUGUACCCAAAUAGGAUGAACAUAAGAACGGGCAAAUGGAUAGGCAGUGACUCUUCCAUAAAUAGAUUCCACGACUCUUUGCUAAAGUCGUGGCUGCAGUCGGGAAAUCUGGAUACAGAAUCUGAGCAGAUGUACACUGAUGCCAUUCUGGGCAUUGUGCAGAAUAUGCUGACUGUAAGUCCCCAAGGGGAUACCUACAUAUCGGACUAUGCAAACGGCAGUCAAAACCAUCGAAUGGAUCAAGCAGCAUGUUUCUCCGGCGCGCUUUUUGCCUUUGGAGCAGCCUAUGACCAGAUGAAGCACUGGGAAAAGUACGCAGAUAUCGGCACUAGCAUUACAGAAACGUGUCAUCGAAGCUACGAACAAACACCCACGAAACUGGCUCCGGAAGUGCUUGUCUUUCCAGCUGAUGCAAUCGAGGCAGCAGCUCCACAUCAGAGGAAUCGUUAUAUGCUCUCUGCAGAUGUCCUCGAGAGCUAUUUGGUCAUGUGGCGCCUGACACGUGACAAGAAGUAUCGCAACUUUGGCUGGAAGUUGGUGCAGGCAAUCGAAAAACAUUGCCGCAUGCCACACGGAUACACCGGCAUAAGGAACGUGUACGAGAUGCCACCGGAACCGGUCGAUUCGCAGCCAAGUUUGUUCUUGGCAAAGACACUCAAGUGUUUGUUUCUGUUGUUCUCCGAGGAUGAUGUGAUUUCGUUAUACGAAUGGGUUCUCAACAGCGGCGGACAUCCCUUGCCGAUCCAGCGCGAAUAUGAAUAUUAUCGGGAACUCGUUUGA
Drosophila subobscura is the source of this 1413-nucleotide messenger RNA. RefSeq names its product mannosyl-oligosaccharide alpha-1,2-mannosidase IA (gene alpha-Man-Ic). Bases 1 to 1413 code for a protein of 470 amino acids. The record is from RefSeq and is a predicted model, not a curated record. Gene Ontology annotation, biological process: N-glycan processing; carbohydrate metabolic process. The transcript has a single exon. Gene Ontology annotation, molecular function: calcium ion binding; mannosyl-oligosaccharide 1,2-alpha-mannosidase activity. NCBI's taxonomy places the organism in Eukaryota, Metazoa, Arthropoda, Insecta, Diptera, Drosophilidae. Gene Ontology annotation, cellular component: Golgi membrane; endoplasmic reticulum.